Messenger RNA from Colletotrichum destructivum, 2808 nucleotides. RefSeq lists its product as uncharacterized. Lineage: Eukaryota; Fungi; Ascomycota; Sordariomycetes; Glomerellales; Glomerellaceae. Gene Ontology annotation, molecular function: DNA binding; DNA-binding transcription factor activity, RNA polymerase II-specific; zinc ion binding. Gene Ontology annotation, biological process: regulation of DNA-templated transcription; DNA-templated transcription. The record is from RefSeq and is a predicted model, not a curated record. The coding region runs from base 1 to 2808 and encodes 935 amino acids. The transcript is spliced from 4 exons.
AUGGACGACACAGAUACCGCGAGAAUUGCUGCGAGCAGAGCGGGCUCUGCAGAAGUCAAGACUGAGUCGCCAGACGAUGCGACCGUCACCAGCAGCACCAGCACCGCCGAGAGCGAGCAGCAGCAGCAGCACCAGCAGCAGCAGCACCACCACCAACAUCAGCACCAGCAGCACACGUUCCAGCACCAGCAGCACACGCUCCAGCACCAGCCGGGCCAGCAGCAACAGUCAGCGCCGCUCAAGAGAACAGUAUGCGACCACUGUCGUAGGAGAAGAAUCCGCUGCGACGGCAAGUUCCCUUGUGAACAGUGCGUGCACGCCUCCCUCACCUGCAAGCGCGAGCAUGUCCCUAAGAAGAGGGGACCGAAGCGCGGCCAUGGACGGGUCAUAAACGAGCUGCGCGCGAGGGAGUCAUCCCAUCAACUGCAUCAGCUACCGCAACACACGAUCCAGAAACCCUUUAAUGCAGAGAAUGCCCUCGAGAGCCCUACAGACGUCGACAUCGGCAUGAGCAGUAGCGACCUGGGAGAGGCGGCCUCUCAACCCUCCUCCAAUGCCUCCGCGGCCUCGACUCCGCCGAGCUUCUGGGCCGCCGUCACAUCCAAUCCGGGACACAGCAACGUGCCGGAGCCCAGGGGCGUCUUCUCGAGCGACGAGUUCAGGCCGAGGACGAGGAGCUACUUCCACAUGAUCCCCCAGCUGGUCGAGCUGUACUACGAACAUAUCUACCCUAUCAUGCCACUAAUCUACAUGCCCGCCAUCCGCGAGACCAUCAGCCGGCCCAUGACGCCGAGCGAGAAGAACCUGGUCUACGCCCUGUGUGCCCUAACGUCGAUGCACAUGUCUGGAAAGAGCAUCGGCGCGCCGGGGCCCACGUCGUGGGAAGUCGUCGGCCGCUUCUUCCUGGACGAGACCAUCUCGACCCGGCAUUCGUACGACUUCCUCGAGGAUCUGUCCCUGUCUGCUGUCAUUUCGUCCUUUUACCUCAGCACCUCCUUCUUCGAGAUCAACCAGUCGCGCAAAUCGUGGUACUACUUGCGGGAGGCGUUGACGAACGCGCAGGACCUAGGACUGCAGGACGACUCGACAUAUUACGGCCUUAGUCGCGAGGAGACGCUUUGCCGCCAGAGGGUUUUUUGGAUCCUCUUCGUGACGGAAAGAUCCUUUGCCAUCCUGCGCAACAAACCCAUCACGUUCAAGAGAACGCCGUCGCUCCCAUCAACGCGACACUCCUACGAGGGUCCGGACAUCCACGCCGGAUUCCUGCAACUCGUUUCAUCCUAUACCCCACUUGACGAAUCGUUCGUAACGGCGUGGAACGAGGGGUCCGAUCCCCGCGUCAGCGCGACGACGUUCUUGGCGCUGCAAAACCUUCUCUCCCUCCCCCCCGCGUUUCUCCGUCCGCGUGGGCGUUCAUCGCCGCCGCAGCCGCACAGCCAGCUGGCCGGCUCCUUUGGCGCUUCGUCUGACGCCCAAGAUUCGGGCUCGCCGGAGCCGACGAAUAUUCAAAAGGCAGACCUACUUAUCACACAGCAAUGGCUUCGUCUCAUUGUAUGGCAAUCGUCGAUGCGGCAAGGUCUGCUGAGCUGGACGAACCCGGCUGACUCGAGCGGAAGCGUGUCACCGGAAGACGGGGUCACCGAGGGGAACAGCAUGUGCUUCUCAUUCCCCUUGACCGUUGCGCGCGACACCGCGGCGAUCCUGUCGAGCCUGCCGAGCAAAGCCGUCGAGGUGCACGGAAUGGGCAUCAUGGAGAAGAUCUUUGAGAUCGGAACCUGGUGCGUCAACGUGCUGGGGGCGUGCGAGAGCGUCGGCUUCUCGACGUCGAUGGACUUCACCUCGGGCGACAUGGGCGUGCUGGGCAGCGGCAGGAAAGGGGCGAGCCUGGACCCGAUCGAGUUCUUCGUCCGAACACUCAGCGCCAGCGACAACUCCCGGAAGCAAUUCGCCGAGAAGCUGCUCACCGCCGCCGGGGAGAACCCCGGAAGCAUGAGGACGCAGCUUAGCCCCGCCAUGUCCGGAAUGGGUGCGUCGGCGGCUUCCGCGGCGGCCGCGGCGGCGGCGAUGAUGGCCAGCAGCCAGGGGCCCAACGCAAUCGACGCGACGGGAUGGGGUCAGCAAAGAGGAAGUGUCGUUGGCGAAGUCUUUGAGGAAAACGAAGAGAACAGCAACGGCAACACGCAUCAUCACCACCAUCAACAGCAACAACAGCCACAGCAGCAACUGGGUAUGGGCGGCGCCUCGAUACACCAUCAUCAUCAGCAGCAGCAACACCAACAUCAACAACAUCAACAACAACGACAACAACACCACUCACAACAAUCCGGCAUGCAAGGCUUGGGACUGGGCAUCGACCUUGGCACUGGAGAGACGACCGGCGGUCUGGGUGGCGUAGACAUGGACGCGAGCAGUGUUGAUCUGAUGAGCCCACUAGGCCUGACAAGAAGCAACACAUCCGACAUGGCGACCAUGGGCAUGCCCGGCUUCGAGACGGCUUGGAGUCCCAGCAGCGGCGGCACCGGACCGCGAGAGUUUCCAGACUACGGCGCCGGGCCCUUUGCGACCCAGAGAGAAGGGGGAGGGGCGCCGGGGUAUGCCGAGAUGGGAAGCGGGUUAUUAAUGCACGACCGGAUGGUGGCCGGCGGAGGAACCAUCGGAGGCCCCGUUGGCGGGGAGAGUCCUAUGGUGGAUGAGCGUCACCAUCACCAUCACCAGCAGGCAGAUAAUGGUCCUUACGAUACGAGGAGGGAGAACAAGAACCUCGGGUACCAAAACGGGGCCAGGGUAGGCCUGUGGCUGGGGACAUGA